Molecule: messenger RNA, 534 nt
Organism: Macadamia integrifolia
Lineage: Eukaryota; Viridiplantae; Streptophyta; Magnoliopsida; Proteales; Proteaceae
Exons: 1
Coding region: 1-534 (177 amino acids)
Source: RefSeq, a predicted model, not a curated record
AUGGUUUCUGAUGAAUUCAGCUUCCCAACGAUCACCGAACCAAUCCCUCGCUUCGCGGAUUCGCCAUCUUUAUGGAAUGUUUCUUAUGAAGUAUUCUCUGAUCAUGAUUCUUCUUAUGGGAUCACUACAAGAGAUCAAAGAGAAGAAGAAGAGUACCAUAGAAGAAAGAGCUUCCCCAUGGCAAUAAAUAGAGAGAAGAUGAAAUCAGCAAAGGAUGGUGGUAUUAGUAAAGAAGAUGAAGAGAGAAUGGAUAUGUUAUGGGAGAACUUCAACGACGAGAUACGGCGGAUUUCUUCAUUGGAUAAGAGCAAAGAAGAUAGGAGAUUACGAAGAAAAGGCGGUGGCGAUUCGGGUGUGGAUGGUGAUCAGGAAGCUGAAUUGUAUUGUGUGAAGGCAUGGAAGAUGACCAAAACAAGCAGUAGUGCAAUUUUUUCUCCUAGGAAACCAAGUUUGUUUAGUAUGGUGAAGGUUGUGAAGAAGAUGUUAUUGCUUCACAAUUCUCACUGUCCCAAGAAGAGUAGUACUACUUCGUGA